AUGUUUAUGAGAUCUAGAGCAUUGACAGAGAAUCACAAGAUUUUGAACAAGCCACUGACACGUGCAUCAUUGAAUGCACUUAAUCAGCAGCAGAAGGGCUUCAAUCGCAAUAUUUCUAAGAUUCCUCGUCCUCACCGAAACAUACAUUACGCGAAAACGUCACUAUAUGCAGUCGCCACUUUUAAGGUGUCGCUGCAGCGGUCAAUUGGUACCUACUAUGGAACCACAAAUGCAAACUUUAUAAAUGGCACUAAAGAACGACUCAAAAAACGUCAGUUCUCGACCAAAGCUAGAUUUUCAUCACGACUAAAACGCGUCAAGUUUCGCUCCUGGUUCACAUUGACUUCAGUUUCUCUCAUCUUUUUUGGUGUUGUGGCCAGAAAUCUCAUUGAGGAUGAUGAUACCCGAGAAUCAAAGGAAUCAAAGGAAAAGAGAUCUCACAACAUAGGAUCGUGGCCUCUAUAUAUGUACUCCAGACUUCCCUUGAAUUCACUUUCUAGGCUUUGGGGACAACUGAAUAGCAUCAGCCUUCCCGUAUGGUUGAGGGGCCCCAGUUUCAAGCUCUAUUCGGUGAUUUUUGGCGUUAACUUAGACGAAAUGGCAGAUCCUGAUCUUACACACUACAAAAAUCUGGCCGAGUUUUUUUGUCGGCCGAUUAAAUCAGAAAGAAGACCCAUCGACACUUCUGCGACACUUUGUUCUCCAUGUGAUGGCAAGGUUUUAAAGUUUGGCAUCGUUGAGGAAGAUGGUGGGAUAGAGCAGGUGAAAGGAAUAACGUACAAAGUUGAUGCCUUACUGGGCACGCACGAUGCGCCAAAAGUUGAAGCUCCUCCUCAACAAUUUGAUCCAAAAGAAGCCGAAAAAGAAGCCCACUUUAUUGACUUACAUGGAGAUAUCAAGACUCUGACCUACAAGAAGGAAGGCGACCAGUCUUUCAUCCAUCCUUCGACUUCGCGUAUUUUGUCUGUUUCAAGAACUAUGGUUGGUGCUGAAGGACACAAAGAAACCAACAAGUUGUUUUAUGCAGUCAUAUACUUAGCACCAGGAGACUACCAUAGAUUUCACUCGCCCGUUGAAUGGGUAGCAACAUUAAGGAGACAUUUUGUUGGCCAGUUAUACUCAGUUGCACCGUACUUUCAACGGACUUUACAAAACCUAUUCAUAUUAAACGAGAGAGUUGCAAUUCUUGGGUACUGGAGAUAUGGCCUCUUCAGUAUGACUCCUGUCGGAGCGACUAAUGUUGGCUCCAUCAAACUGAAUUUCGACACCCAUCUCGCAACGAAUGAAGUUUACGAGCAUGAAAUAUAUUCUAAAGACAAAUUAAAUGAAGCAUUGACUGAGAAGUACAAGGUUCGGGAGCGCAAGAAGUUGAAAAGGGAUACCUGCUAUGAAGCGACUUAUGCGAAUGCGUCAAAGCUACUUCAUGGAAUUCCUUUAUUUAGAGGAGAGGAAAUGGGCGGCUUCAAACUUGGAUCUACAAUUGUAUUGGUUUUUGAAGCUCCCCCAAAUUUCCAGUUCGACCUCCAAGAAAAUCAGCAGGUGCUGAUGGGGCAAGGCAUUGGUAGAUUAGGAAGUUAA
This is a messenger RNA of Ogataea angusta, 1578 nucleotides long. RefSeq lists its product as uncharacterized. Bases 1 to 1578 code for a protein of 525 amino acids. Lineage: Eukaryota; Fungi; Ascomycota; Pichiomycetes; Pichiales; Pichiaceae. The record is from RefSeq and is a predicted model, not a curated record. Gene Ontology annotation, cellular component: mitochondrion. Gene Ontology annotation, molecular function: phosphatidylserine decarboxylase activity. The transcript has a single exon. Gene Ontology annotation, biological process: phosphatidylethanolamine biosynthetic process.